This is a messenger RNA of Cydia splendana, 640 nucleotides long. RefSeq lists its product as uncharacterized. The record is from RefSeq and is a predicted model, not a curated record. The transcript is spliced from 4 exons. NCBI's taxonomy places the organism in Eukaryota, Metazoa, Arthropoda, Insecta, Lepidoptera, Tortricidae. The coding region runs from base 62 to 613 and encodes 183 amino acids.
UCGGUCUAAUAGUCUGUUAAUUUAUAUCCAACUUUGUCGAUUGUGUGUUUUUGUGAUCAAAAUGGGUUACACUCUGCCUGUGUUGGAGAAAUGUUGUUGUUGUUUUAGUGUAAGAGUCGGUGCUUUGAUCAUCGGCUAUUUGUCUAUGUUCAACUCCUUAAUGUCAAUUGCUACGGUCGCCACCAGCAUCGCAUGGCUCGCUAAGUUCGUGCAGUCAGAGAAGCACAAUCCCAACCCUCAGCACCCCCCAGAGCAGCUGGCGGCAGGGGCCUUGGGUAUCUACAUCACCAGUGGGAUCUACCUGGUCUUGUACUUGUAUUACUUCGUCAUCAGCUUACUGGUCAUCGUCGGCGUGCAUAGGAAUAAACCCCAUCUGAUGACGUACUACGUGAACACAGUAUUGUUCAUGUUGGUUGUGGUGGCCGCGCUCAUUGUCGUAACUGUCGUCUUCAUGGGCGUCAUCGCUGCGAUACCGUUACUCUUCUCUAGUGUAAUUGUGUUCUACUGCCUCCUAGUGGUCCGGAGCGCAUAUCUCGAGAUGGUGGAACAGAACCGACCGAAAGUGUACGAAAUGCAUACCAUGACUACUCAACAAGCACCGCUUAUGGCGUAGCUCAUGGGAGUUAGUUAGAGUUAGUCA